Molecule: messenger RNA, 1109 nt
Organism: Owenia fusiformis
Lineage: Eukaryota; Metazoa; Annelida; Polychaeta; Sabellida; Oweniidae
Source: the annotation of a GenBank genome assembly
GUAAAAGCUAAUUGAAAAUGACGUCAUCACCUGGCGACAUGUAAACUAAUCUCAGAAAAAAGUUGCAAAAAGUGCCUUAAUAUUUUACUGUUUGUGCCCCACUGUGACACCAAAUACUAAUAAAUAUGGCAGGGGCAGGAGCUAAACCUUUCGUAGAUGCCAAAAUAAAACAGAGAACGGUUAUGAUGUUCUCAAAGAGUAAUGAUCCUGAAUGUAAACGAAUCAAAGAAUAUUUGUCAAGUUAUAAAAUGGACUUGGAAACUUAUGAAUUUGUGGACAUUGAAUGUAGACAAGAUGUGAAUCAAAUUGAAAAUUAUUUCCAGAUAAUCUGCUUAACAGAUAGUAGAGCAGUUCCCCAACUCUUUGUGAAAGGAAAAUAUAUUGGAGGAGACAAGGAAAUAACAAGAUUUCACGAGAAUGGAGAACUGAAGGAAAUAUUACGAAAAUAUGGGGCAAUAAAAGCCUAACUCUGAUAACGCUAUGAAAUGCUUGUUCAGCAAGUGCAUGGAACAUGUCCAAAGUUUUGGAAGUUUCAGUAUAGAUGGGUAUUCAUUAUGAAACAUAUCUACCUGUAAAGGAUACAUUCCUACCUGUAAAUGAUAAAACUCGUUGCAUAUGUGGAACACCAGACACAAAAACAGCAAAUGUAGCAAUAUGUUAAUACUCCUUAUAUACUAUGUACUGUAUUACAUCUUGAUGGGGACAUAAAAUGUAUGUGUGAUAGUGGCAACAACAUCUAGGAUACCUCAGUCCAUUUAAAUAAAAAUGCCUUAUGUGACUCAUAAUGUUUACUUGUAUAUGAACAGACCCACAGUAUAUCACUUUCUACUAAAGAAUUUUAAUAUAAAAACAGUCAACUUCAAAUUAAAGGUGAAAUAUUUUCUACAUACGAGACAGUAUUUUCUGUAUCAUAGUAAACUGUCUCUUUUGAUAUAAGGCACUAUACUAUUGGUGUGUUAGUGUUUCAAAGAUUUUUUGUUUUGCUCUCUUCAAAGAAGGGGUUUAUUUUAUGUAAUAUUUUAUAUCUACUGUCCGACACGUAUUUGUAAUAAAACAAAUAAAACAACACAAUUUUAGUAUAUUUUUUAUAAAUUUUAUUGCACUUCAAA